UAUAAAAUGAGAACAGGGACAUACCUUGUCAGCACCCUUGGUGUCCUAUUUUGAUGCUUAAUCCAGACAGCCAGGGCUCAGACUUAUGACACACCCUGUGUUUAUGAGUGGGAGUGAUCCUCCAAAUGCUGUGCCAUGUCUUACAACAGCAAGAAUGUCCUUGGCUAUUACUGCUUAGGCGAGAAUGACUGUAAUGGGUCAGGGCUCGGAGUGGGUCAAUCAUGUAACGGCCCUGACAACUGAUCAACAAAAUGUUGUGAGGACACUAUCUGCCAAAGCAAGCAGUAUUGCUUUGAGAAGUACAUCUUGCCCUUCGUAGUGAUCUUCUCUAUAGUGGCUGCCUUCAUAAUCUGUGCCUUAAUCGUCUUCUUAAUCUUCUGGUACAAGCGAAGAAAGGCAGAGAAGAAGCGAGAGAAAGAAAUUGAAAUGCAAAACGAGACUGACAAAGAAGAAGACGCCAAACUUUCAAAUAAAAGUGAUAUGGCAAAGGGCCCAAAUGAGACAACAGCAAUGGGUCUUAAGGGAGAAAAGGAAAAUCCCAUGAAUGGACCUCUACGAAAAGACUCAGAAGAGAUCAUGGAUGAUGACAAAGAAGAUCUAAAGGAAGAAUGCAAAGAGACUGAGCAACAUUUCAGUAAGAAUGUUGGAAGUAUUGAAGAGGAUAGUGACGAAGAGGAGAAAGUUGAACUCCCCUAGGCGAGAUCGAAGUUUUGUAAGAAUAAUUUCAAUUUUAAAAAUCG
Molecule: messenger RNA, 740 nt
Organism: Moneuplotes crassus
Lineage: Eukaryota; Ciliophora; Spirotrichea; Euplotida; Euplotidae
Source: the annotation of a GenBank genome assembly